Diplodia corticola is the source of this 4410-nucleotide messenger RNA. RefSeq names its product wd repeat protein. Gene Ontology annotation, molecular function: protein binding. Lineage: Eukaryota; Fungi; Ascomycota; Dothideomycetes; Botryosphaeriales; Botryosphaeriaceae. Gene Ontology annotation, biological process: regulation of actin cytoskeleton organization; TOR signaling. Gene Ontology annotation, cellular component: TORC1 complex; TORC2 complex. The coding region runs from base 1 to 4410 and encodes 1469 amino acids. The record is from RefSeq and is a predicted model, not a curated record. The transcript has a single exon.
AUGCCCUUCCGCGAAUCACCUGCAAAGCGCCGGAAAACCCACCACAUACGAGACGAAGACGAACGCGAGAAUGUCACUGCACUGCUUAAUCGCUUCCAGGCGCGCUCGACGCCAUCGACAAAAAGCCGUGUGGACGGGAAUCAUGGUACGUCUACCCAGGCGUCUGCGGAUGAGCGAGCUCCCCUCCACAAGAGUCAACCAGCUCCCUACAAGGUACAACAACCGGCCAAGACCAAGCCGCAACCCAUGGCCUUCGUGCCCUUCGCCGAUUCUACACUAGAGAGGCUGGCUAAGUUGGGGAGAUUGGGUGACUCGGUUAUUGGCACAAAGGGAAAGACACUGACGGAGGAUCAAGAGAACGGCCCCACGGGUCAAGAGCAACGUGCCAGCGGACCUGUGCCAACACAACCGGUACAUGCAUAUGGCAAUGGCAUCCGCUCCCUGCCGUCUGGCGCAACAUACCACUCAUCUUACCCAACGCCGGCGCAGACCAAUGGCAUGCCACUGAGAGGAUCCAUGGUCCCGCGCGAUUAUCCACACGGCCUCCCGUUGCCUCGACCCACCAGUACCCUCGGCGUUUCUGGCCAGCACUCAUCGCCUUCAAUUGCUCGGCCGCCGUCACCUCGUUCGUCCGCUCGUGACCGCACGUUUCCAAACACUGCCAUUCCACUUCCUUCCGCGCCGUCUACCAAUCCUUCGCUUCAGCGUCCAGCUCCUAUGUCUCGUCACCCUGUCGCCGCUUCUCCCGUCCGUCCGGAGCUUACUGCUCCCGCACUCCCCCGCAUUGUAUCCCCCGUGCGGCCACUCGUAGCUUCUGCCACGCAUCCUGCAGCUUCUCCAAUCGAAAACUCUGCUGGCGUUAAAGCCCCCGAAACAGACCCUGCUCCUCUUAUUGGAAAGGGAAAGUUCCAAAAGUACCCGCCUUGGACUCCGGAAGAAGAUAGCGUGAUAGUCUAUCUAAAGCAAGGGCUGAAUUGGAGCUUCAAACAGAUUACCCCUAUGCUCACGGGACGAAGUCAAGGUGCUGCGAACACAAGAUACUGCAACCGCUUGAAAUACGGCUAUGACAUGAAAAAGGCGAUAGAGGUUAUUCAAAGGUCUGAAUGGUCGCCUAUACUGCAACCUGAGAAACAUGCCGAGAUCCUGGCACGUCCUGUACCGUCACCACCGGAUACAGUCGUCGAGCGCAACGCGGCUGUCGACCCGGCAUUCCCAUCUACAGCCGAUACUACCAUCACACCGCAGAGAGAGCGACGUGCUGCACAAAGACCGACUAAUUACUACGAUAAGGACUACUACAAUCACACCUUUGAGGAUGAGCCCCCGACGUUUACCGAGCUACAGAAGCCUCCAGCGGAGGGACGCCCCUGCGCACUGGUUCCUAAUCCUGAUGGAAUCGAAAUCGAAGGCAGAGGCAUAGGUCCAAGCAGAAGACUCCGUAGUGCGAGAAAGUUUCGCUCGUACAAACCAUACCUGUCGUACCACGAGCGAUUGGCUUUAAAAGGUGGGUUCGGGGAAGGCGAAUGGCAAGAAUUACACGACUGGAAGGGAUCUCAAGUGCAUGUUCCGUUCACCAAAGAGGAAAUGAAGACGCUCGAGCAUGUCGUCACCUCGAAAACCAACUCCAGUCUGACGAACUUGACGGAACCCAAGAUUCUCGAAGUCGCAAGCCAGGCACGGAGUUUUCUAGUGACACGUACCAAAGAGAGUAUCGAAGCGUUGCUGAGAGAUGCUGCCGACGACAGAAUACCGAAGGCAGUGAUGCUUCGUCUCGGGGGGCAGAAGUACCCUUCACCAAGCAUUCAUUCGGUGCUCAGGAACCGGGAGCUGGGCAUGCAGACAGCCAGAAGAGACUAUUCCAAGGGCGGGCUUACUCACCUUCAAACGCCAAUAGUCGAGAGCAUCGGUCCUUCGCUGACGUUUACCGGCACUUCUGGCGAUGUCAAUACUGUAGCUUGGGCGCCCAAUGGCGCGCGAUUCGCCGCUGGCUCUGCUUGCCUGGUUGAUUCCGACAGUAUGCAAUACAACCGGGGCAACAAUCUACUCGUCGGAGAAGUCUCCCGAAAAGCGUUGAACGAGAUCCCUGAUCACUACACUGAACGCAAGCGACCAGAGACCGGCGUCAAUUCGAGCCAUUCAAUGCACAUCACUCAGGACCGUCGGCUUUUUCAGACUGUUUCAAUGGUUGCCUUCUCUCCCGACAGCUCGUUUCUAUUUUCCGCUGGGUACGACAACCAGGUGCGAGUUUACGACAUUUUCGACACCGACCAACCCGAGCUGCAUUUCACCUGCGCUAACAUUCGUCACGCGGGCAAGGUGGAUUUGCUCUCGGUGAGUCCUCAAGGUCUUCUAGCUACCGGGUGUCAACGAUCCGACAAGAACUCGAUUAGGGUGAUAAAUCCUUAUUUGCUCAACAUCGAAGAGUCAGAGCGUUUCGAUGAAGACGGCAACAAAAUCAAGCCAGUCAUCCACAGCUUCUCCUCGCGGAAAGCUGCCGAGAAGCCUGAUAAUGGUAUUUUCCCUUCUGCUCUUCGCUUCGACUGCACCGGUGACUACCUCCUAGCUGGAUUUGCCUCAACGUUGAAAGAGGAGACCCACGGAGGGACAUGCCUGUGGGAUGUCAGGACUGGCUCUCAGUUGGCAAUCUCUCCCGAGGCGCGCAAUGUCUUCGAUGUCGCGUGGAACACAAACCGAUGGAAAGCACCACUGUUCGCGGUUGGGUGUGUCGCUGGCUCCAAUGUCAAUCGCGGCGUUCGCUCAGUUGUCAAGCUGUACGACGUCCGGGUCCCUGGAAGAUAUUCUAUGCCGCUGGAGUUGGACUGCCCGGCUCUUGACAUGAAUGAUGUGCUGUUUUGCCCUUACGAUGAUAAUAUCAUUGUAGCCGGCUGUACGAAUGGUAAAACGUACGUCUGGGACAUACGACAGCCCAGCCCUGAGAGCCACCUAUACUCGCUCCUACACGGAGAGCCUGUAAUGGAGCUGGGUGACGAUGAUCCAGCAUCAAGGGAGCGCUUGGACACCGGAAUACGUUUCUGUUCAUGGGCACAUGACCGCAGGAAGCUGUAUACCGCUUCGUCAGACGGCGUAGUCAAGACCUGGGAUCCUUACCGUGCGCCAGAGGACGUUUUCUUGCGUGACGUCGUGCAGUUGAACUCUGGGGUCAUGUCCGGCGCAUUCAGCCCCGACUAUGCAAGCCUUCUUCUGGGCGAAAUCAACGGCACCGUCAACGUGCUCGAAGCUGGCCAGUUUGGUCGCUCCAUCAAAGAGAUGGAUACCUUCGAUCUCAUUCCAUUCAAGGAUGACGAAGCACAGACCCCACGCGACCAUGACGAUAACCGCGAAGACGAAGACGAAGACUCAGGUGCGGCGACUUCUCGAGAGCUCCUGCGAACAGAGCAGAUCAGCCUCUGCGAAAUGGGCGGCCUACCACUGCGCCAGGCCGUCCAGGGACCAAAUUACGCCGGCCCAUACGACAACGCAGCGGACGCGCCGGAGCUGAGGACUGCAGCAGCGCGGUUCCAACGUCUUCACGGUGAUGCACCGACGGAGCAGUGCGAAAUCCUGGCUUGCUGCUUGGCCGCCACCAACGCCAAAGCGGUGCCCGAAGAGGCUGGCGACUCGGGCAGGUCCGCCGACCGCAUCCCUGGCGCCCUACGCUCUCUGUCUCUCGGCUCUUCUUCUUCUUCUUCUUCUUCUUCUUCUUCUUCUUCUUCUUCUUCUUCUUCUUCUUCUCUCAACAGCGACGGGUAUGGCAAAUCGAUGCCAACCAAGAGCACCAUCGUGUCGUCCGCUCUCAAAUGCUCCAAGUGCCACAUACGCCCGGCACGGCCGCGCGCCGAUCCAGACGGCAACGUCGGCGACGACGACAACGGCGGCGGCGACGUCUCGUCGUCGUCAGACAAGCCCCUCUGCGAGCGCUGCAACUUCGGCUGCCCCCGUUGCGGCCGCAAGGCCGACGUCCUCUCGCACGCCUCUGCAACCGCCAUCGCCGGCGUCUUCUGUCCGCGUUGCCGCGCCCUCUGGCGCGCCGACGUGCUCGGAUACAAGCUGGUCUAUCAACACGCCGCCGGGGGUGCCGGUGAGGGCAGCGGCGUGGGGGGCUGGGAUCCCGAUCGCGACGAGCGGUUCCUGUACGAGCGAGCGAGGGUGAUGGGGAGGACCAGGAAGAAGGUCCCGUCGUCGUUGUCGCUGUCGUUGACGCUUGCGCCUACGUCUGCUGCUGCGGGAUUUUCUGACGAUGAGAUGGGCGAUGGCGACCACGUCCAGGAAGGAGUGGCGGGUAUGAUGAGGAGGAGUAGGAGAAGGGCGAAGGAGACGCAGCUGCAUGACUAUGUGGCGGACGAGGCAGAGGACUGUCUCGAGGGGUACUACCAUAGCUUAUGGCAAGAUAAACCCGCUUCUCCACUCUGA